Sphenostylis stenocarpa is the source of this 1251-nucleotide messenger RNA. The record is from the annotation of a GenBank genome assembly. Lineage: Eukaryota; Viridiplantae; Streptophyta; Magnoliopsida; Fabales; Fabaceae.
AUGGCGAUGCUUCAUCCACUCACAAACCCCAACGAGCUUCUCUCACGCUCUUACUCUUCUAUAUUCCACCACAAUGCACUCACAACCUCUGGUUCUCUCAACCCCAGAACCACCAGAAUUGCCCAUCAACGCUUAAGUCGUCGAUUCGGCUCGGUGAGAUGCUCCUACGCGUAUGUAGAUAACGCUAAGAUUAAGGUUGUCGGCAUCGGUGGCGGCGGCAACAAUGCCGUUAACCGCAUGAUAGGUAGUGGUUUGCAGGGUGUAGAUUUCUAUGCGAUAAAUACUGAUGCUCAGGCACUGUUAAAUUCUGCUGCUGAAAACCCUAUUAAAAUUGGAGAAGUUCUGACACGUGGGUUAGGUACGGGUGGGAAUCCACUUUUGGGGGAACAAGCUGCGGAGGAAUCCAGAGAAUCUAUUGCUGAUGCUCUCAAAGGAUCGGAUUUGGUGUUUAUAACAGCAGGGAUGGGUGGGGGCACGGGGUCUGGUGCCGCCCCAGUUGUAGCCCAAAUAUCAAAAGAGGCAGGUUACUUGACUGUAGGAGUUGUUACCUAUCCCUUCAGUUUUGAAGGACGGAAGAGAUCCUUGCAGGCCUUUGAAGCCAUUGAGAGGCUGCAGAAAAAUGUUGACACGCUUAUAGUGAUUCCGAAUGACCGGUUGCUUGACAUAGCUGAUGAGCAGAUGCCUCUUCAGGAUGCUUUCCGUCUUGCAGAUGAUGUUCUACGGCAAGGAGUACAAGGAAUAUCAGACAUUAUAACAGUACCUGGACUUGUCAAUGUGGAUUUUGCUGAUGUAAAAGCUGUGAUGAAAGACUCUGGGACUGCAAUGCUUGGAGUAGGUGUUUCCUCUGGUAAGAACCGAGCAGAAGAAGCGGCAGAACAGGCUACUUUGGCUCCUUUAAUUGGAUCAUCUAUCCAGUCAGCUACCGGGGUUGUGUAUAAUAUUACUGGAGGAAAGGACAUAACCCUGCAGGAAGUGAAUAGGGUUUCUCAGGUGGUAACUAGUUUGGCUGAUCCUUCUGCUAAUAUUAUAUUUGGGGCUGUUGUUGAUGAUCGCUACACUGGGGAAAUUCACGUAACUAUCAUAGCAACUGGCUUCUCGCAGUCUUUUCAGAAGAAGUUGUUAACCGACCCAAGGGCUGCAAAGUUGCUGGAUAAAAUGGCUGAGGGGCAACAAAGCAAGGCAGUGCCUCCUUCUCUCAAGUCCCCAAACUCGGUUGAAUCUAAGCCAUCCCUGCGAAAGCUCUUCUUUUAG